UUCGAUCCUGACUACUUGUGCUGUCUGUAUGGAGUUUACUCAUGCUCCCCGUGACCAUGUGGGUUUUUGCUGGAUGCUCCGGUUUCCUCCCACAUUCCACAGACAUGCAGGUUUUGUAGGUUAAUUGGCUUCUGUAAAUUGUCUCUAGUGUUGUAGCAUAGUACGGGGGUCAUCGUUGGUCGGCGAGGCCUCGGUGGGUCGAAGGGCCUGUUUCCACGCUGUAUCUCUAACUAAACUAAACCCAAAACCUCAAACUUUCUGCAUCCUCAACCCAUUGAAUUCUACCAGUAUUUUGCUCCAAACUCCAGCAUCUGCAGUCUUGUGUGUCUCCAUGAUCCUAUUCCAGUUCAAGCCCGGAGAGGGGGAGGGGGUACUAUGUAAAUAUUUCAUGAUUGCCAAACCUAAUCAAACAAAACUCUUGGAAAUAUCAGGGUGUUUACCCAUUUAUUAAUCUGGAUUUGCAAAUCUCUAUGUCAACCUUCACACUUCCCGAAACCCACAGCACAAAGUGUCCUAGCUUAUUUGAUUGCCGCUGACUGCUCUAUUUCCAUAACCCUCAUGUUAUGUUCUGAAAUGUUUAGCCAGCACUUUCCCCAAAUGUUUAUGAAUAAAUGAGCCAUUCGCCAAAUCAUUCCAGGCGGAUGGUAAAUAGUGUAGGAAGGAACUGCAGAUGCUGGUUUACACCGAUGAUGGACACAAAAAUCUGGAGUGACUCGGCGGGUCAGGCAGCAUCUCUGGAGAAAAGGAAGAUGUGACAUCUCGGCUUGAGACCCUAAAUCGUGUUGUCUCACAACUCGCUCCUUAGGUGCUGGUCAGCUUCACCACACACACACACACCUCAUGGGGAACAGAGCAGCAAACAAUGGGCCAGAUCUCUCCCCACCCUGACCAACGCAUCACCCUUCUGUAUUUCUUUCUGUCUUUUCACAGACUGGAUAACACACAACAAAAGCUUUUUCACUAUACCUCGGUACACAUGACUGUAAAUUAAACUUAACGACAUUCCUGGUGAUCAACUCGCCUGCAAUGCAAGAAUGGGCUGAUUUGGGGCAACCUAUACCGAAUCACAACUCACUUCUCUCUCUAAUUAGGCCAUUCGGCUCAUCAAGUCUACUCCACCAUUCGAUCAUGAAUGAUCUAUCUCUCCCUCCUAAUCCAUUUUCCUGCCUUCUCUCCAUAACCUGACACCUGUACUAAUCAAGAAUCUAUCUAUCUCUGCCUUAAAAAUAUCCACUGAAAUCUCCUUCAUUUCUCUCCACAGACGCUGCCUGACCCUGCUGAGUUCCUCCAGCACUUUGUUGUUGUGCUCAAGAUCCCAGCAUCUGCAGUUGCUGAUGCCUCCCCUUCUCCCAUCUGUUGUAAACGCGACUCGUGUCAUAGUCACACAGCGUGGAAACAGGCCCUUUGGCCCAACUUACCAACACCGAUCAACAUGCCCCAUCUACACUAGUCCCCCCCCUGCCUGCGUUUGACCCGUACCCUUCUAAACCUAUCCUUUUCAUUUAGUUUAUUGUCACGUUGUACCAAGGUGCAGUGAAAAGCUUUUGUUGGGUGCUAACCAGUCAGUGGAAAGACUAUACAUGAUUGCAUUUCGAGCCAUCCACAUGAUAAAGGGAAUGUGAACAAUGUUUUGUGAAUGAAUGAAUACGUUUAUUGGCCAAGUAUUCACAUACAAGGAAUCUGUCUUGGUGCUCCGCCCGCAAGUGACAACAUGACACACAGUGUCAGUCACUGUAUAGAUAAAGCCAGUAAAGUCCCAUCAAAGAUAGUCCAAGGGUCUCCAAUGAAAUAGAUAGUAGUUCAGGGUCACUCUCUAGUUGUUGAUAGGAUGGUUCAUUUGCCUGAUAACAGGUGGAAAGAAGCUGUCCCUGAAUCUGGAGGUGUGCGGUUUCACACUUUUGUGCCUUUUCUUAAACGUUGCGAUAGAACCUGCCUCAACUACCUCCUCCAACAGCUCGUUCCAUACACCCACCACCCUCUGUGUAAAAAAAAACACCCCUGAGGUUCUUAUUAGAUCUUUCCCGCUUCACGUUAAAUCUCUGCCCUCUGGUUGUCGACUCCCCACUCCCACCCCACUCUGGGCAGUGCAUACUUGUAAAUCAAACUCCUCUCCAACUCACUGGCAGUCUGCCACAACUCAUUUCCAUCACGGCUGGCGAAUAACUCAUGCCACAUUUCCACUGAGUAAUAUCAUAAGUGAAUGAAUCUUCCAAUCCCGGGCUGGCUGCCUAACUCACUCCACCUACCGGCUUAGUCUUCCUGCGCUCCAGUGUCUCUGCUCUGCUCUGCUCUGCCAGCGCUGAUCUCGCCUUCCUCCUGCCCCUGCCUCUUUCUGUUGCCCCGUGUGUCUGUUGCCCAUCGCACCCCUCCCUCACCCCCACCCCCAGCCAGUGUCCCACCCUCCCUCUGCCCCGGACCGGAUCUCUGAGGCGGGUGAAGGUAGCUUUUUCUCCCACCCGUUCAUUGACUGCUGCCUAACUCCCCGAGUGCAGGAUGCCGGCGGUUGGGAAGUGUCAGCUCUGGUGAUCUGCUGAUACAACAGCCUGUUGCUCUCUCUCUCCCGCCGGGGACAUGAACAGCUCUGCCCCGAUCGUCUCGGCUGCUCGACUUCACCGAGGAGAAGCUAGUUUCCGGAGGGCGGCCGAUCCCUGUUCCAUGCACCAGCACUGAAGAGCGGCUGUAGACCACACACCAGACCCCAGACCCAGGCAGCGGCAGAGGGCUCGGACAAAUGAGCAGACAUCCGCCCGUGGCUCCCCUCUCGUCCGGCUCCCUGACCACCCUGAUUUGAUGGUCCUUCACUUGGUCAUGUCAAGCCACACGGACCUCCUUACGGACCUGCCGUUCCCGGAGAGGUUGCCGACUCCGGACCGCCUGAGGGCCGCCAAGAGGCGGCGGGCGCAGCAACUGAAGAAAUGGGCUCAGUACGAGAAGGACAUGCAGAACAAAAAGAGGAAAACGGACAAGAAGAAAAGCGUUGGGAAUCACCGGCGGGUCACGUUCACGCCCAGCGUUACCCUGCUGGAGGCUUCCUCCCGCAACGACCUGCAUGAAGUGAGCCACUUACUGAAGAAAAAUAUAAAUCCAGACUUGAGCAAUGAAGACGGACUCACUGCGUUGCAUCAGUCUUGUAUCGACAACUUUGAAGAUAUGGUGAAGCUGCUCCUGGAGUUUGGGACCCAUGUGGAUGCGACGGACAAUGAGCUGUGGACGCCAUUGCAUGCAGCAGCAACGUGCCGGCACUCCAACCUGGUGAAGCUCCUUAUAGAGCGGGGAGCGGACCUGUUAGCGGUCAAUGCAGAUGGGAACAUGCCCUACGACCUGUGUGAUGAUGACCAGACACUGGAGCUCAUCGAGACAGCGAUGGUUAACCAAGGGAUCACUCAGGAGAAGAUUGACCAAAUCCGCACGGCGGUGGAACAGCAGAUGAUUGGCGAUGUCAAAGAGGCCGUUCAGAAGGGCACUGAUCUCAACGGAAGAGAUGCACAGGGAGCCACCUUGCUACACGUGGUCGCUGCCAAUGGUUACUGCACAGUUGCUGAGAUACUGCUUGAACAUGGAGCGAAGGUGAACAUCAAGGACCGCGAUGGUUGGGAGCCACUGCACGCAGCUGCCAGCUGGGGACAGAUGCAAAUUGCAGAAUUACUGACAGCUAACGGUGCAAGUCUGAAUGCCAAGACCUACUUGAAAGAAACACCAAUUGAUCUUUGUGAGGAUGAAGAGUUCAGGACGUUGCUACGACAGCUCAAACACAAACAUGAAAACAUCCAGAAGUCGCAGGGAAAGAACAAGUCAUCUCUGACCAGGAGAACAUCUAGUGCUGGAAGCCGAGGAACAGUGGUGCGGAGAGCCAGCGUGUGUGACCGGAAUAAUUUGUACAGGAAGGAGUGUGAGCAGGAAGCAAUUAUCUGGCAGCAGAUGGGACGGAAAGAAAUGGAGAAGGACGCGGCCAGCAGCGAUGGAGAGGAUAAAGAUUCAUCCAAAGAUCAGGAGAACGUGAUGCCGGACCAACCCAAGGCCUCGCAGACCAGUGAGGUGGAACAAACAGAAUCCAUGGAAAAGUCGUCAGAUGCCGGUGGGGGAAGCAACAAGCUAUUGGAUCCAGGUGGGAGAAGCAACAGUGCGGUCUCCACUCCGACCUCCCAGCGUUCAGCCUCCCGGCCCCCCACCGCAGCGGACAAGGUGAACGGACAGGUUCCACAUGAGAGUUGCGAUGUUAACCCUUCGCCGCAGCUCAGUGGGGACAGGAGUUGCCAGACGUUGUCAGAGCUGAAGAGGCAGCGGGCAGCGGCCAAACCGAGGAAGCAGUUGUCUCAGGAUGCCGCGCUGCCAAACGGCCAGAGUAGUUUCUCGGAAAGUGACCGACUGCCGCCAAAGAGCUGCCUGGUGGACUCGCCAAGGACAUCGGCGCUCAGUUCCAACGGUAGCUCCGUCUACCACCCUCACCGCAGCGGCGACCCUCCGAUACUCAGACUUAAGGCACCAUCGGAGGAGCCGGAGGUGAAGAGACAGGGCUGCUGCAGGAUUGUGUGAUGGCGGAGAAGGAACGGGAAGAGAAAGCUGCUGCUUCAAGUUGCAUUUGAUGGAAACGGCUGCUUGGGAGACAAGGUUGGCAUUGGGACUUCCACCUGAAAAUACUGGCACGAGACUGUUAACUUAAGCACUAUUUUAAUGCAAUGACUGUGGAGUUCUUCAUACUGUUGGGGUAAGAGUGAAUGACUGAGUAAUUGACUGGAGCUUUUAACUCUCCAUAGGAUACAGGUUGCGCAUUGUAUCUUCUGGAGUUACAAUAGACAAUAGGUGCAGGAGCAGGCCAUUCAGCCCCUCGAGCCAGCACCGCCAUUCACUGUGAUCAUGGCGGAUCAUCCACAAUCAGUACCACGUUCCUGCCUUCUCCCCCUAUCCCCUGACUCCGCUAUCUUUAAGAGCCCUAUCUAACUCUCUCUUGAAAGCAUCCAGAGAAUCGGCCUCCACUGCCUUCUGAGGCAGAGAAUUCCGCAGAUUCACAACUCUCUGGGUGAAAAAGUUUUUCCUCAUCUCUGUUCGAAAUGGCCUACCCCUUAUUCUUAAACUGUGGCCUAACUAUUCAACAGGUUAAGGGUUACUGCAUGGAAUUCCUAAUCAUCCAGCAGUUAUAAGUCACAUACUGUGCACUGUCUGGACUUGCUAAUCCAAGUUUCCAUUCUACUGUACGUCAUUCUUGAUUCUUUGAGACAAACAUUUCAAGGGAUUAUGUCUCUGUUACUCUAAGGUUAAUUCAUUGGUGUCAAAAUCAGUGCCCAUUCAUCUGCUCCAUACAGCUGAUGGAAAUCAGUGAGUAGGAAGGAACUUCAGAUGCUGGUUUACACGGAAGAUAGAUACAAAAUGCUGGAGUAACUCAGAGGGUCAGGCAGCAUCUCUGGAGAAAAAGCAAUAGGUGACGUUUCGGUUCAGAACCCUUUUUCAGACCCCUUUAAGUCUGAAGAAGGUUCUUGACACGAGAGUAGACAAAAAUGCUGGAGAAACUCAGCGGGUGAGGCAGCAUCUAUGGAG
Molecule: messenger RNA, 5532 nt
Organism: Leucoraja erinaceus (little skate)
Lineage: Eukaryota; Metazoa; Chordata; Chondrichthyes; Rajiformes; Rajidae
Gene: ppp1r16b
Product: protein phosphatase 1, regulatory subunit 16B
Exons: 11
Coding region: 2791-4533 (580 amino acids)
Biological process (GO): establishment of endothelial barrier; regulation of sprouting angiogenesis
Cellular component (GO): cytoplasm
Molecular function (GO): enzyme inhibitor activity; phosphatase regulator activity; protein binding
Source: RefSeq, a predicted model, not a curated record